CAAUUGACAGAUUUGAAUUUUGAUGACGGAAAGAAAAAGGUUAUACACAGUAAAAGAGGGAAUAGGCUGAUUAAGAUUUAUUUAUUAACCGUAUCUAAAUAUUGUUUAGGUGUUCCUAGUAUCUUAUUGUGUAGUGUAAUUAUAGAAUCACAGUUUGAGUUUUGUAUACAUUCUGGUAGUUCAAAUAAAGCAACGUGUCCUAGGUUAGGCCGUUGGUGAAACAUGUUAGUAUAUUUGAAAUAACAUGACUGAUAGGAAAAUGUGCAAGUUUUACAAUUUAAACGUGCCUGAACGUCGAUCUGGGGAGGGUGGGCAAGGUGGUGGCCAGAACCACGGCCACAAUGACGAGGAUGAAAGGAACACUGACGGGGCGACGCCGCCGCCCGUGCCGCCGCACGAGCACAAGCUCGAGUACAGCUACUGGAUGUGGUUCUCUCGGCGGCCGCCCGCGCGCGAGCUGUCCGCCUCCACCACUGGUUAUGUACAGGCGUUACGUCUGGUGGGUAGGGUGGCCAGUGUGGAGCAGUGGUGGGGGUUGUAUUCGCAUCUCGCGCGGCCGCACGAACUGCCGCCCCUGUCAGACCUGCACCUCUUCAAACUGGGCAUCAAGCCCAUGUGGGAAGACCCAGCCAACGUCAAUGGAGGCAAAUGGGUGGUGCGGCUACGUAAAACACAGACAGGACGCGCGUGGGAGGACUUGUGCAUGGCGAUGUUGGGCGAGCAGUUCAUGGUCGGGCCGGAGCUCUGUGGCGUCGUGCUGUCUGUACGGUUCCAGGACGACCACCUAGCGGUGUGGCACCGCACGGCGUCGGACACGGCGGCGGCGGCGCGCGUGCGGGACGCGCUGCGGCGCAUCCUGCAGCUGCCGGCCACCGUGCCCAUCGAGUACAAGGCGCACGGCGACUGCCUGCGCGCCUCCGCCUCGCGCGCCAACCACGACGACGCCGCCGCGCCCUCCAGCCCGCCCCCCUCCUCCUAGCCCUCUACCCAACACAACCACCCCCUAAAUUAGUCUCCAGCGGCACCGUCGCAAUAUCCACUCAAGGAUUAUGUUCUCUGACUUUCGAAACGCCUCGUUUUGUUGGUAUCGUGACGAUAGUGGUGCACAGUUCGGUACGCUAGCCGCGAAAUACUUUUGUUUGCUCCGAUACCGUUCAUAAAACUGGACUUGUGAUUCAAACUUGCAACUGUUGAAUUUUAAACAGUAACAAUUUUAGGAAUACCUUUGUUAUAGGCUAAAGUUAACCUUCACCCAAACUACUAGCUAGAAAAGUAUAUCAGAAGAUAUUGUUUUAUUAACUGUGAAUCUGAGGGAGAUGACGACUGCUGCCCACAAUAGUUCGCGCGGACGAGUCGCGGCGGGCCCGCGCUGCCGAUGUACAUAUAACACAAUUCGAAGUAAAUUAAACAAAUUUGUAAAAGCGGCGAACGUCGUGACUCCAAGCGCUCCACAUGCUACACAUUGUACAGUGAAAAGACCUGGAUUAUUGAGUAAAAAUAAAGAAUCAGAAUUUGUAUACUUUA
Messenger RNA from Helicoverpa armigera (cotton bollworm), 1524 nucleotides. It is a transcript of the gene eIF4EHP, whose product is annotated as eukaryotic translation initiation factor 4E type 2. Lineage: Eukaryota; Metazoa; Arthropoda; Insecta; Lepidoptera; Noctuidae. The transcript is spliced from 4 exons. Gene Ontology annotation, molecular function: RNA 7-methylguanosine cap binding; translation initiation factor activity. Gene Ontology annotation, cellular component: eukaryotic translation initiation factor 4F complex; cytoplasm. The record is from RefSeq and is a predicted model, not a curated record. The coding region runs from base 245 to 979 and encodes 244 amino acids. Gene Ontology annotation, biological process: translational initiation.